Chinchilla lanigera (long-tailed chinchilla) is the source of this 2208-nucleotide messenger RNA. RefSeq names its product carbonic anhydrase VB, mitochondrial (gene Ca5b). Bases 259 to 1212 code for a protein of 317 amino acids. Gene Ontology annotation, cellular component: cytoplasm; mitochondrion. The transcript has 8 exons. The record is from RefSeq and is a predicted model, not a curated record. NCBI's taxonomy places the organism in Eukaryota, Metazoa, Chordata, Mammalia, Rodentia, Chinchillidae. Gene Ontology annotation, molecular function: carbonate dehydratase activity; zinc ion binding.
GCGGGUAGAGGGCUGGCAAAGUCUGGAGGGGCAUGGCCAGCGCUGUAGGUUUGGAAGUAGCGGGCACGAACGCCUGAUGGGGGCGUGUUCCCGCGCGAGGGGCGGGGCCCGGGUACGAGGGUGGUGAAAGGGUUCCGGGCGCGCGACUCCCGAGUCCUGGAAAGUGAGCGAGCGGAGAGAUUAGUGCUGUAAAGGAAACGCUCAGGGUUUUAGGUUCCUGUGCAUUAUUUGGCAGCUGAUCAGGAUUUCAAGCUGAGGAUGAUGAUGCUGAACAGCCUGAGAGUUAUUCGGCAAGGGUCCCCCUGCAAAUGGCUGUGGAGGAGGGUCCCGGUUCCCAGAUCCAUGCCGGUGAGACCCUGCAGUCUGUAUACUUGCACCUAUAGAACCCGGAACCGAGCCUUGCAUCCUCUCUGGGAAAGCAUGGACCUUGUUCCAGCAGGUGACAGACAGUCACCCAUUAACAUCCGGUGGAAGGACAGCGUUUAUGACCCGGGCUUAAAACCACUCACGAUCUCUUAUGACCCGACCACUUGCCUGCAUAUCUGGAAUAAUGGAUACUCUUUCCUCGUGGAAUUUGAAGACUCUAAGGAUAGAUCAGUGAUCAAGGGAGGACCUCUGGAACACAACUACCGAUUGAAGCAGUUCCAUUUUCACUGGGGGGCCAUUGAUGCCUGGGGUUCCGAGCACACUGUGGACAGCAAAUUCUACCCAGCAGAGCUGCAUUUGGUGCAUUGGAACGCAGUCAAAUUUGAAAGCUUCGAGGAUGCGGCCCAGGAAGAAAACGGUUUGGCUGUGAUAGGAGUAUUUUUAAAGCUAGGCAAACAUCAUAAAGAGCUACAGAACUUGCUGGACACUUUGCCAUCAAUUAAGCAUAAGGACACCCUUGUGGAACUUGGGUCCUUUGACCCCGCCUGCCUGAUGCCUGCCUGCCCUGAUUACUGGACCUACUCAGGGUCUCUGACUACCCCACCUCUCUCAGAGUCUGUCACCUGGAUCAUUAAGAAGCAGCCAGUAGAGGUCGAUCACGAUCAGCUUGAGCAAUUUCGGACCCUACUCUUCACUUCUGAGGGAGAAAAAGAGAAAAAAAUGGUGGACAACUUUCGCCCCCUUCAGCCCCUGAUGAAUCGCACUGUUCGCUCGUCCUUCCGCCAUGACUAUGUGCUGAACAUACAAGCGAAACCCAAGCCAUCGGCCAGCCAAGUGACCCCCUAAGGUGUCCGUACCUAGGCAAUAUUUUGCUUCUUUUAGCUUUUUAAAACAUUGUUUAAACUAUUUUAAAUACCUGCACUAAUAAUAUUUAUAGAAUAUAUAAUUCUUUUUUGACAUUUCCAAGUCACUACCCUUGUAAGGCUGGAACAGGGAGACAGGAACAAUUGGAAAAUAACUGAUUGGCUAACAUCAGGCUACUUUAGGUGACCAUUUGUUUGUGAGGAUUAAGGCAGAGAGGACUUCAUUACUAUUGCCAAUUGAAACUGGCCCGUUUGGGAAAGUUGGCUGUCAUCUCUCUAAUCUUGCUUUUUGAGAAGGUCAGAUAAGUAAUUUAGUUUCUGUUUGGUAAAGUGGAACUUUAUUUGGUAUGAGUGAUUCCAUUUUGAGUUUGAGCCUGGUCUGCUGCAGCCUAGUACAGCAGCUCAGUUUAAAACAAUGGCCUCCUGUAAUUUUUAUUUAACAAUUUUCCGGUUUUGAUCAGGCUCUCACAGCCUUAGAGUCUUAGUGUCACUCUUAGUUACCAUCAUUUUGGGCUUCAGGUAUUAACAUGUCAUUCAUAGGUUAGAUGUGCAUUUAUUGGCAUGAAAGCGCUUUAUAAAUCUUUGAAAAAUCUAUUUGGUAAACAGAUUCUUUCUUUGGUUGAUAAUAGUACUUAUCACUAAAAUAUCAGCAAGAGGUACAAGUUUCUUUUACAGCAACUUAUUGGUAACUGUAAUGUCUUUUUAUGUCUGACAUUUUUGAGCAUUCUUUUUAUAUUUCCCAGUCAAUAGUCCCAUAGAGUUAUAAGUAGGGAUUAUAUUCAAAAUGUUUAAUAAAUGGUAGAGGUAGAGACACUGAUCACAUAGAACAGCGGCCUUUUAGAAAUGGCCAUAGGGCCCAGACUGGUCCUUUCUGGCUGAAGACUGACCAUGGUUUUAGGUGUACUUUCUUUCAAAAUGGGAAUGUAUAUUCUUUUAUUAGGGUUCCUCAAUAAAUAUGUUUGCUCCACUUUUUAGUUGA